Molecule: messenger RNA, 1114 nt
Organism: Dromiciops gliroides (monito del monte)
Lineage: Eukaryota; Metazoa; Chordata; Mammalia; Microbiotheria; Microbiotheriidae
Gene: TMEM126A
Product: transmembrane protein 126A
Exons: 6
Coding region: 190-816 (208 amino acids)
Biological process (GO): mitochondrial respiratory chain complex I assembly
Cellular component (GO): mitochondrion
Source: RefSeq, a predicted model, not a curated record
GUACGGAGGUCACGUGAAGGGCAAACAUGGCUGCGCCCAGCGGAGACCAGCCCACGUUGCCGUGAGCUGGUGCUGCAGCAGAGGCUGCUCUGCGACUUCGCCACUACCGACUAGGAGCACAAGAGAUAACAUUUCCCAUCUCUUGAGGACAGCUUUAGCUGGCUGCAUCCCCCAAAUUUUGGUCUCAAGAUGGAACAUAAUCAAGAAAAUACAGACAGAAGAUUAACAAUCAAUGAAAUCAUAGCCAGAAAAGUCAAGCAACUUCCAGAACUGGAUCAGAAUUUACUUAUAACUGGAUCAGCAUAUGUUGGACUAAAUGCAGGUUUUUGUGGCCUAAUAGCAAACAGUUUUUUCCGACGCAUCUUAAAUGUGACACAUGCUCGCAUAGCAUCAGCUUUACCAAUGGCUGUUCUCCCAUUUUUGUCAACCCACGUAAUUUACAAAAGUGUUGUAAGUUUACCUUUGAGUUCAGGUGAUCUAACCUGUGAAGUCUGUACCAUUAUAAGAGGUGGAAUGGUUGGUCUGAUAAUUGGGGGUCUCUACCCUAUUGUUUUGGCCAUGCCAAUAAAUGGUGCUCUGGCAGCCAGGUAUAACACGGCUCCACUACCAGAGAAAGGAAAUAUUUGGACCUACUGGACCAGAGUCUCUCGACCUGUCUUUAGAAAGAUGGUCUUUCCCAUAAUUCUGCAGACUAUGUUUGCAGCAUACCUUGGUUCUAAGCAGUAUGAAGUGCUCAUAAAAGCACUUGAAUUACCUGAACCUGGCUUUCAAUUCCAAGACAUUCAAAAUAAAUCAAGUGCACAGCUAAAAGAAUAAAAUUAUGUAAAAAUAAAAAACUAAUUUAAAAAAUAUACAAAUAAAAUUGUACUUAUUACAACUUUACUGUGAUUUUAUAUCUAUUACCUGAAGCUAGCACAUCAAAAACAAUGCCUCAAGUCAGGAAACACUAUUACUGAAAAAUAAUCUACAACCUGUUUGCAUUACUAAAGCUUAUGGUCCCUUUGAAAACUAUGUAAUUCAGAUAACAUUUAGUUUAGGGAGGAGAGCUAGAGGGGAAGAACCUAUCCUUUAAAAAAAAGAAAAAAGUUUGAUAGUUUUUUCAUUACUACCUCAA